UCGAAAGCUCUCUCGAGCUCUAGGGUUUGGUUUCGUCUCCAAUGGCGGACGAGGCAAUCGCCAAGGGCGACGUGGCCUUCUCUGCUGGCGACUUCGAAGAAGCCAUCGACCAAUUCACGGAGGCGAUCAAGCGCACUCCGACCGAUCAUGUCGUCUACUCCAAGCGCUCUGCCGUCCACGCCGUAAUGGGGGACCACUUCGAGGCUGUCGCCGAUGCCCUCAAGAUCAUCGAUCUCAAGCCCGAUUUGUCCGAGGGCUACCUCCUCGUUGGAUCGGCGCUCGUCGGCGCUGGGUACUUCAACAAUGCUAUUGCCUUUUACAAGAAGGGCCUUGAGCUUCACCCUUGCAACGAGGCCCUCAACACCGGUCUUGCGGAAGCUGAGGCGUUGGCAGAACAGAUACAGGGGUUUGCCGGGGCUUCGACUCAAAGCUCAUCGCACUUCUCCUUCCGGCCAUCCAGCCCCGAGCUGACUGCCUCCCGCUUACUGUUUACCUCCCGGCUCUUCUCGAUGCCGAAUCUGUUCGAGAAGCUCGCUGAGUACCCGACGACUAAGGAGUAUAUCCAGCAACCUGAUUUCUUGAAGAUGGUGAAGGAUGUGCAGGAAAACCCUAGCAACUUGGAUUUGUACGUCGAGGACUCGAGGAUGAUGGAAACUUUUGGGGUCCUCAUUGGUUUAGUUGGUUUUCCUUUGGAAUUGGAUUCCAUCCCUGUGCAUCAGAAGCGUGAACCUGAGUCAAUGGAGGAAUCGAAGGGAGCAACAGAGAGGAGGGUGAGGAAGGCAAUGGCACAAAUAGAGAAGGAAGAGGGGAAUCGUGCUUACAAGAAGAAGGAUUUUGAGACGGCGAUCAAGCAUUAUAACAGAGCACUGGUGUUUGAUGAUGAGGAUAUAUCGUUCCUUACCAACAGGGCCGCUGUUCACAUGGAGAUGGGAGAGUAUGCAGAGUGCAUAAGGGACUGUGACAAAGCUGUGGAGAGGGGAAGAGAGCUUAAAUCUGAUUUUAAGAUGAUAGCAAGGGCAUUGACUAGGAAAGGAACUGCUUUUGUAAAGCUCGCAAAAGUUUCCAAGGACUAUGAUGCUGCUAUUGAGUCUUUCCAGAAAGCGUUGAUUGAACACCGUAAUCCUGACACAAUGAAAAAGCUGAAUGAUGCUGAAAAUGCAAAGAAAGAACUAGAGCAGCAAGAAUACUAUGAUCCAAAAAUAGCAGAUGAGGAGCGUGAGAAAGGCAAUGAGUUUGCUAAGCAGCAAAAAUACCCAGAGGCAGUGGAACAUUACACAGAAGCUCUAAGAAGGAACUCUAAGGAUAUAAGGACAUACAGCAACAGGGCUGCGUGCUACACUUGGUUGGGAGCCUGGGCUGAAGGACUCAAAGACGCACAGAAAUGCAUUGAGCUAGAUCCUUCUUUUUCGAAGGGAUAUAUCAGGAAAGGUACAAUUCUGUUCUUCAUGGAAGAUUAUGGCAAAGCACUAGAAGCAUAUCAAGAAGGAUUGAAACAUAAUCCAAACGAUCAGGAUUUGAUGGACAAAGUACAAAGUUGUGUUGAGCAGAUUAAGCGGACCAUGGGAGAGGGCACCCGCCCAGCAGAAUUGCAUGCGAGAUGGGGAAAGGUUAUACAAGAUACUGAAAUACAGAAUAUAUUGUCAGAUCCAAUAAUGCAAUCGGUACUGCAUGACUUAGAAGAAAAUCCCAGUUUAGCCCUGCAUCACCUGAAGGACCCACAGGUGUUGUACAAGAUCCAGAAACUUAGGAACGCAGGGUUAAAUUUAAUGAAUUAAAGGUGGCUGGACAGAAAUACUGCAAUGAUUUUGAACUUGUUUCUUCUUUUUUGGAAAUUCUUCUUUAGCUUUCCUCUCUUUUUCUUCUUUUUCAUUGGUCAUACGUUGACUCUUCGUCUUUCUAGUAUUACAUCUUCCUAGA
Dioscorea cayenensis subsp. rotundata (Guinea yam) is the source of this 1917-nucleotide messenger RNA. Its product is annotated as hsp70-Hsp90 organizing protein 3-like. Lineage: Eukaryota; Viridiplantae; Streptophyta; Magnoliopsida; Dioscoreales; Dioscoreaceae. Gene Ontology annotation, molecular function: Hsp90 protein binding. The record is from RefSeq and is a predicted model, not a curated record. Bases 42 to 1775 code for a protein of 577 amino acids. The transcript has 7 exons.